This is a messenger RNA of Mus pahari (shrew mouse), 4690 nucleotides long. It is a transcript of the gene Sgsm2, whose product is annotated as small G protein signaling modulator 2. The record is from RefSeq and is a predicted model, not a curated record. Gene Ontology annotation, molecular function: GTPase activator activity. Lineage: Eukaryota; Metazoa; Chordata; Mammalia; Rodentia; Muridae. The transcript is spliced from 24 exons. Bases 32 to 3145 code for a protein of 1037 amino acids.
UCGGUGCCGCCUGCCCGCCACCUGCCGCACCAUGGGCAGCGCAGAGGACGCGGUCAAAGAAAAGCUGCUGUGGAACGUGAAAAAGGAGGUGAAACAAAUCAUGGAGGAGGCUGUCACCAGGAAAUUCGUGCAUGAAGAUAGCAGCCACAUCAUUGCUCUGUGUGGUGCUGUGGAGGCUUGCCUCCUGCAUCAGCUAAGACGCCGUGCUGCUGGCUUUCUGCGAAGUGACAAGAUGGCAGCCCUGUUCACCAAAGUGGGGAAGACGUGCCCCGUGGCUGAAGAUAUCUGCCACAAGGUGCAGGAGUUGCAGCAACAGGCAGAGGGCAGGAAACCCUCGGGAGGCAGCCAAGAAGCCCUUCGGAAACAGGGCUCUACCAGUGGGAAGGCCCCAGCUCUCAGCCCACAGGCCUUGAAACACAUAUGGGUACGCACAGCACUCAUGGAGAAAGUUCUGGACAGGGUUGUACAGUACCUGGCCGAAAACUGCAGCAAGUAUUACGAGAAGGAAGCAUUAAUGGCAGAUCCUGUGUUUGGCCCAAUCCUGGCAUGUCUCCUAGUGGGACCCUGCGCCUUGGAAUACACGAAGCUCAAGACAGCUGAUCACUACUGGACUGACCCCUCUGCUGAUGAGCUGGUUCAGAGGCACCGUAUCCGGGGUCCCCCUAACCGUCAGGACUCCCCGGCAAAGCGCCCUGCCCUGGGGAUCCGGAAGCGCCACUCUAGUGGGAGUGCCUCAGAAGACCGGCUUGCUGCCUGCGCCCGUGAGUACGUGGAGUCUCUGCACCAGAACUCAAGAACACGCCUGCUCUAUGGCAAGAACAACGUGCUGGUGCAGCCGAAGGAGGACAUGGAGGCUGUCCCUGGCUACCUCUCCCUGCACCAGUCUGCAGAGAACCUAACCCUGAAGUGGACUCCCAACCAACUCAUGAACGGGACUCUCGGGGACUCUGAGCUAGAGAAGAGUGUUUACUGGGACUAUGCCUUGGUGGUGCCCUUCAGUCAGAUCGUCUGCAUUCACUGCCACCAGCAAAAGAGCGGUGGCACGCUUGUGCUGGUGAGCCAGGAUGGCAUCCAGAGGCCGCCACUACACUUCCCACAGGGAGGACACCUGCUGUCCUUCCUGUCAUGUCUGGAGAAUGGGCUGCUGCCUCGUGGACAGCUUGAGCCCCCGCUGUGGACCCAGCAGGGAAAGGGCAAGGUUUUCCCCAAGCUACGGAAACGCAGCAGCAUACGGUCCAUUGAUGUGGAGGAGCUGGGUGUAGGACGGGCAACAGACUACGUGUUCCGGAUCAUCUACCCCGGACAUAGGCAUGAACACAUCACUAUUAACUACCACCACCUAGCGGCCAGCCGAGCGGCCUCGGUGGACGAUGAUGAGGAAGAGGAGGAUAAACUACACGCGAUGCUGUCAAUGAUCUGCUCGCGGAACCUCACAGCUCCCAAUCCGAUGAAAGAUGCUGGCGACAUGAUUGAGAUGCAGGGUUUUGGACCCAGCCUAACAGCCUGGCACCUAGAGCCCCUGUGUGGUCAUGGCUCCUCCUGCCUUUCCUGCUCCUCCAGUAGCUCCCCAUAUGCAACCCCCAGUCACUGCAGCUGCAUUCCUGACAGGUUGCCCCUCCGGCUGCUGUGUGAGAGCAUGAAGAGGCAGAUUGUGUCCCGGGCCUUCUACGGCUGGCUAGCCUACUGUCGCCACCUGUCCACGGUGAGGACACACUUGUCUGCACUGGUGCAUCACAACAUCAUUCCACCAGACAGGCCCCCGGGGGCCUCAGGUGGCCUCACCAAGGAUGUGUGGAGCAAGUAUCAGAAGGACAAAAAGAACUACAAGGAGCUGGAGCUGCUGCGGCAGGUGUAUUAUGGAGGCGUGGAACACGAGAUUCGCAAGGACGUCUGGCCCUUCCUGCUUGGCCACUACAAGUUUGGCAUGAGCAAGAAGGAGAUGGAGCAGGUGGAUACAGCAGUGGCAGCAAGGUACCAGCAGGUGCUGGCAGAGUGGAAGGCCUGCGAGGUGGUAGUGAGGCAGCGGGAGCGGGAGGCUCACCCAGCCACUCUCACCAAGUUCUCCUCGGGCAGCAGCAUCGAUAGCCACGUGCAGCGCCUCGUGCACCGGGAUUCCACCAUCAGCAAUGAUGUGUUUAUCUCUGUGGAUGAUCUAGAACCCCCUGGACCUCAGGACCCAGAAGAUUCCAAACCAAAGCAGGAACAGGACCCAGGAGCUGGCACUCCGGGCAUAGCAGCUGCAGAGCAGCAGUCUGUGGAGUUCGACUCUCCAGACUCGGGGCUGCCUUCCUCCCGCAACUACUCUGUGGCUUCAGGCAUCCAGUCCAGCCUAGACGAGGCACAGAGUGUGGGCUUUGAAGACGACGGUGCUGGAGAAGAUGGCUCCGAGGGUCCAGCCACUGCAGCCCACACUUUCCCGGGACCCCAGGAUCCAGGCCAGGAGCUCGCAGCUGUGUGUGCCACAGCCUAUACUAUAGAAUUACUGGACACCGUGGCCUUAAAUCUGCACCGCAUAGACAAGGACGUGCAGAGAUGUGACCGCAACUACUGGUACUUCACGACCUCCAACCUCGAGAGGCUCAGAGACAUCAUGUGCAGUUACGUGUGGGAACACCUAGAUAUGGGCUACGUGCAGGGCAUGUGCGAUCUCCUGGCGCCUCUCCUGGUCAUCCUUGACAAUGACCAGCUGGCCUACAGCUGCUUCAGCCACCUCAUGAAGAGGAUGAGCCAAAACUUCCCCAGUGGGGGUGCCAUGGACAGCCACUUUGCCAACAUGCGCUCCCUCAUCCAGAUCUUGGACUCAGAGCUAUUUGAGCUGAUGCAUCAAAAUGGAGACUAUACUCACUUCUAUUUCUGUUAUCGCUGGUUCCUGCUGGAUUUUAAAAGAGAGCUGCUGUAUGAGGACGUGUUCGCAGUGUGGGAAGUGAUCUGGGCAGCCAGGCGCAUCUCCUCAGAGCACUUUGUCCUGUUCAUCGCCCUGGCCCUGGUGGAGGCCUACAGAGAGAUUAUCCGUGACAACAACAUGGACUUCACUGACAUCAUCAAAUUCUUCAACGAGCGGGCUGAGCGGCAUGAUGCCCAGGAGAUCCUGCGGAUUGCCCGGGACUUGGUCCACAAGGUGCAGAUGCUCAUAGACAACAAGUGACGGCUGCAGGGGGCGGGGCAGCAAGGUGUAGAGCCCAGGUACCAGGCCCCUGAGCUCCAGCAGGGCGAGUCAGAGGCCAUCAUAGCCCAAACUGCCUCACCCGAUCCCUUACCUCCACCCUCACCCCCGCCAACCCCACCCACUCAGCUGUGUAACCUAACAAAGUGACUGAGCCUGGGAUGUGAGUGUGGGCAGUGCUGGCCCUGCAGGGCAAGUUGGGGUCAGGAUGCCUGCAGAUCACAGCUGGGUAGGAGGGGUCGGCCUCAGGAGACUGGCUGCCUUGGGGGACGCCUUCUGUGUUCCCCUCUCAAAGAACUUAGAAUAGCCCCAGUGCCGCCUGCAGCCUCAGCCUGGACUGUUUCCCAAUGCCUCUUUCCCGUCGACCUGGGGCCCUGUAUGGUUAGUGGGGUCUACAGUGGCCUGCGCCUCAUCUAGCAAGAGUUGAUACGACCAGGAGCUCUGUGCCAUAUCUCUCCUGAGGCCUUCUGUGGUCUCAACUAGCUGCCUGUUCAGGCAUGUGUCCCAGGGGCAGGCCCUGGCUACCUCCCAGGCUCUCUCCUAAGAUGCUGGGGGCAGUCAGAUGUGGGCCCUGGGUGAGAGUGGUCCACCUCAGCAGCACUGCCACAGCCUCUGGCCACGAGGUUAACCCCAUGAUCUCCCCACAGUACACAGUGACCCACCCACUCGUGUGUACAGUAUCACUCUCUGCACCCUGCCCUUGCUUUCUGCACUAGAAAUCCCUAGGACUGCACACAAGCAGCACACUCGCCGCCGCCCGCUGUGUGGUGUGGAGGGAGUGGCUGUGCUUGCCCUCCAGAACCACGCCAGAGAGUGUAGGAAGAGAGUCCUGUCACAACCCCCCUCCAAGGACAGGCCUGUGAGUUCCGGGGACCUAUUACCUGUUCCAGACAUCCGAGUUCCUGGGGCCGAGGGAGGUAGGGGUGCCUGGACAGUCCCGGUUCAUCCCCAGGGAGAGGCAAGGCCAGCUCCACUUUCCAUAGGCUUCUCAGGGUCCUGAGAAGCCUGGAGCCCCAGAAGGGCCUUUGGAAGAGUUUACAGGGUUGUCGAUAGAGGUCCAGCCCUUGACCUAAGGUCUAGGCAUGCUGCUUCUUUGUUCUGUCACCCCCACGUCCCCACUGUCUGAGCACAUGUAAGCCAAGUCUGAGGCCUGGAGUCCACACCUUGCCUGGCUCCUGCCUAGAAGUCACCAAGGUCCACAGACUUGCUGCAGCUGAAAAACACGAGAGAGGACCAGCUGCAUUCUGCACAUAGCACAGCCUUCUCUACCCCACCCCCACCCCCGGCACCUCACAGCCUGUGUGGGGCCAGCCUACCCCAUCGCCCACCCUUGUUCCUGACUCCUCAGUCUCCACCAAGCACGGGUGGCCAGUGUGUGCCUGCCUUAGUGACUCUGGUUUUGUGAGGAGCAGUGUAUGGGGUUUUGGGUUUUGUUGUAUGUUUGUUUAUUUGGUUGGUUGGUUUUUGUUUUGCUCAGAAACUAUACUCUUCAAUGUAACAGACAAAUAAAAUGCAUUUGGCAAUGCC